AGUCAAACAUGAAGAUACUGAGGAACAAACAGACCUAAUGGCACUUAAAGAGGAGAAAGAAGUACUCAAUGAAACUGAAAAAGAAGAUCAAUAUGAGAAUCUUCAAAAGACCGGAACUAGAAGUUUCGCUCAGCAGGGAACCCCUAAAGAUCAAACUGGGGAGAGUUUCUCUCAUAAAGUAAGUCUUGAGAGGCACAUAAAGAUUCACACGGGAGAAAAGCCUUUCAUAUGCCUUCAGUGUGGAAAAUGUUUCACUCUAAAAGAAAACUUCAAAAGGCAUGUGAGGUCUCACACUGAAGAGAAGCCUUACGCAUGCCAACAGUGUGGUGUGAGUUUUGCUCAACAUGGACACCUUGAAAUCCACAUGAAAUUUCAUACUGGGGAGAGCCCUUUUACUUGCCAACAUUGUGGAAAAUGUUUCGCUUGUAAAUCCAUUCUUGAGAGUCACUUAAGAAUUCACACUGGAGAAAAGCGUUUUGCAUGCCCUCAGUGUGGAAAAUGUUUCAAUCAACGAGGAAACCUUAAAGCCCACAUUAGAAUACACACUAGAACGAGUACCUUCAUCUGCCAACAGUGUGGAAAGAGUUUCACUCAUAUAGGAAGUCUUAACGGGCACGUGAGAACUCACACUGGAGAAAAACCUUUCACAUGCCAACAGUGUGGAGACAGUUUUGCUCACAAUGGAAACCUUAAACUCCACAUGAGAAUCCACACUGGAGAAAAGCCUUGCCGUGUGUAAUAAGUUAAACUCAAAUCCUUAACAGGCACAUGGGAAUUCACACUGGAGAGAGCUCAGUUACCUGCGUACAGUGUAGAAUUGUUUCAACAUUUGAAAUGUUUCAGCACUUCUACAUUUAAAACUCCAGCAUACAGAAUGUUAGAAUGUUAUUGAGCUGAACUGACUUAAACUAAAUAAUGACAAUAUUGGCUUUUUUGAGUGGCUUUACAACAUAAUCUAAAUUGUCUUCAUACUGUAGAGUUUCCAUGAUUCAUUCAGUUAUUUUAUUGUUUAUCUCUGUGAAGCUGCUUUGAUGCAAUCCAUAUUGUGUAAAGUUUUAUAGAAUAAAGGUGGCUUGACAUAAGAGUUCACACUGGAGUGAAUUAUUUCA
This is a messenger RNA of Sinocyclocheilus rhinocerous, 1109 nucleotides long. RefSeq names its product gastrula zinc finger protein XlCGF7.1-like. NCBI's taxonomy places the organism in Eukaryota, Metazoa, Chordata, Actinopteri, Cypriniformes, Cyprinidae. Gene Ontology annotation, biological process: regulation of transcription by RNA polymerase II. Bases 38 to 739 code for a protein of 233 amino acids. Gene Ontology annotation, molecular function: RNA polymerase II transcription regulatory region sequence-specific DNA binding; DNA-binding transcription factor activity, RNA polymerase II-specific. The record is from RefSeq and is a predicted model, not a curated record. Gene Ontology annotation, cellular component: nucleus. The transcript has 2 exons.